Molecule: messenger RNA, 4544 nt
Organism: Lutra lutra (Eurasian river otter)
Lineage: Eukaryota; Metazoa; Chordata; Mammalia; Carnivora; Mustelidae
Gene: RNF139
Product: ring finger protein 139
Exons: 2
Coding region: 394-2388 (664 amino acids)
Biological process (GO): ERAD pathway
Cellular component (GO): endoplasmic reticulum; endomembrane system
Molecular function (GO): zinc ion binding; ubiquitin protein ligase activity
Source: RefSeq, a predicted model, not a curated record
UCAGCGGCGCGGGCUCCGCGGUCUCGCGUGACCGCGGGCGCUGCCUCCGGGCCUCCAAACAGCAGCAACGGCAGAGGCAGGCGGGCGAGGUCAAGAUGGUGGCUCCGCGGGCGGGGGAGGUGUUGGAGGGAGGAGGAGCCAGACCUUAGCCGACCGGAAACACCGACACCCAGAGGCCUCCCGGGAGCCGCCGCCGCUGCCUCAGCCGCCGCCGCCUCCGCCGCCUGCUCCAGCUCGAGAGACGCGAGCGGGCGGCGGGGCGGGCCGUGAGGGAGCAGAGGAGGGAGGGCGGGGGCGGAGUCGCCCGCCUUAGCCCCCGCCCCUGGCCGCGGUCCCGGGCCCUGCCCCGCGCGGCCGUGCCCUGCUCGCCCAGCCCCGGUGUGGCAGCGGCUCAUGGCGGCGGUGGGGCCCCCGCAGCAGCAGGUGCGGAUGGCCCAUCAGCAGGUCUGGGCGGCGCUCGAGGUGGCGCUCCGGGUGCCCUGCCUCUACAUCAUCGACGCCAUCUUCAACUCCUACUACGAUUCCAGCCAAAGCCGGUUCUGCAUCGGGCUCCAGAUCGUCCUCCGGCUCCUUGGUAUAUUUGUAUCCAGUAUUGUUCUGAUCUUGUCACAACGAUCACUUUUCAAGUUUUACAUGUACAGUUCAGCCUUUCUCUUAGCUGCAACUUCAGUGUUGGUAAAUUAUUAUGCUUCUUUGCACAUUGACUUCUAUGGUGCCUACAACACAUCAGCUUUUGGAAUUGAGCUACUCCCUCGAAAAGGGCCCUCGCUGUGGAUGGCACUCAUCGUUCUACAGCUGACCUUAGGGAUUGGAUACAUCACACUACUACAGAUUCAUUCCAUCUACUCACAGUUAAUUAUUUUGGAUCUCUUGGUUCCUGUAAUAGGCUUAAUCACAGAGCUGCCAUUACACAUCCGAGAGACUUUAGUUUUUACUUCUUCUUUGAUUCUCACAUUAAACACAGUGCUCGUCUUGGCAGUGAAACUUAAGUGGUUUUAUUAUUCUACACGGUAUGUUUAUCUUUUAGUGAGGCACAUGUAUCGAAUUUACGGAUUACAGUUAUUAAUGGAGGACACGUGGAAGAGGAUUCGUUUCCCAGAUAUCCUGAGAGUCUUUUGGCUAACAAGAAUUACAGCUCAGGCUACAGUGUUGAUGUACAUUUUAAGGAUGGCAAAUGAAACGGAUUCCUUCUUUAUUUCUUGGGAUGAUUUCUGGGACCUCAUUUGCAAUCUUAUAAUUAGUGGAUGUGAUUCUACACUAACUGUACUGGGCAUGAGUGCUGUAAUUUCCUCAAUAGCCCAUUACUUGGGCCUUGGAAUAUUGGCCUUUAUUGGAUCAACUGAAGAAGAUGACCGGCGGCUUGGCUUUGUAGCGCCUGUUCUCUUUUUUAUUUUGGCUCUUCAGACUGGUUUAAGUGGGCUGAGACCAGAAGAGAGACUUAUUCGCUUAAGUAGAAACAUGUGCCUUUUAUUAACUGCAGUCCUGCAUUUCAUCCAUGGAAUGACAGACCCUGUAUUAAUGUCUCUCAGUGCCUCUCAUGUGUCCUCUUUCCGUAGACAUUUUCCUGUGCUCUUUGUCUCUGCUUGCCUGUUUAUUCUUCCUGUUUUACUCAGUUACGUUCUUUGGCAUCACUAUGCACUAAAUACAUGGUUGUUCGCAGUGACGGCCUUUUGCGUGGAACUCUGCUUAAAAGUAAUAGUUUCUCUCACUGUGUAUACAUUAUUCAUGAUUGAUGGCUACUAUAAUGUCCUUUGGGAAAAGCUUGAUGAUUAUGUCUACUAUGUUCGUUCAACAGGCAAUAUUAUUGAAUUUAUAUUUGGAGUAGUAAUGUUUGGAAAUGGGGCUUACACUAUGAUGUUUGAGUCAGGAAGUAAAAUUCGGGCUUGUAUGAUGUGUCUACAUGCAUAUUUUAACAUCUACUUACAAGCAAAAAAUGGCUGGAAGACAUUCAUGAAUCGCAGGACUGCUGUUAAGAAAAUUAAUUCACUUCCUGAAAUAAAAGGGAGCCGCUUACAAGAGAUAGACGAUGUGUGUGCAAUCUGCUAUCAUGAGUUCACAACAUCUGCUCGCAUCACACCGUGUAAUCAUUAUUUCCACGCACUUUGCCUUCGGAAAUGGCUGUACAUCCAAGAUACCUGCCCAAUGUGCCAUCAGAAAGUGUACAUUGAAGAUGAUAUUAAGGAUAAUUCAAAUAUCUCUAACAACAACGGAUUUAUUGCACCCAACGAAAAUCCAGAGGAAGCUGUAAGAGAAGCUGCUGCUGAAUCUGACAGGGAAUUGAACGAAGAGGACAGUACAGACUGUGAUGAUGAUGCUCAAAGAGAAAGAAAUGGAGUGAUUCAGCACACGGGCCCAGCAGCUGAAGAACUUAAUGAUGAUACUGAUUAAAAUAGCAUUUACUAAUCAUUGAGGUUGUUUAAAAUUCAGUUCAUCCAAAAUGGAGUAAUACGCUUCACUUCAGUGUGUAACCAAGCACAAAAACAGUAUCCAUGUUCAAUCUGUGAAUGGUUUUCCGUUUACUGUGAUGUGCUACUGUAAAUAUACCUCUUUAAUUACUUCUGGUCUCUUUGGUGACCUAUUUAAAUUUGUGUACAUUAUUGUACAUAGAAUAAAAUGUUUUCACGUUUUUAUGACAAAAUUUGAACAAAUAGCUUUUUAAUAGAUGUAAUAAUACAGUGCGUCAACUGUGCCAAAGAUUCCUCAAUGAAAGCAUAUAAAAGUAUCUAACUCUGGACCGUAGUUUUUCUUUAAAAUGGGUGGGAAAAUGAAAAUGCAGGUUAAAGGAAACCACAUUAAGCCAAGGAAAUAAUUUGGACCAGAGGAUAAAAGCUAUAUGUAGAGUAUUUUAAAACGAAGGGGAAAACAGGCUUCCAGAAGAGAGGCUUUUUUGAAAUUUGAAUGUAGUGGUUGAGCUGGGUUCAAAAGUCAUGAUUCAGAGACUGUGUAAGAGUUGAGAAACAGGCUUUUAUCAACUAAACUUUGGUAUAAAAACCAGAAUGUGCUGUUUAAUUUUGAUGUAAAUAAAACAAGUAUAUUUGUUGGCCAUUCUGUUUACAGCGUUGACAUAAAAUUGUCCUUUCAGACUUUUGAAGAGAUUACAAAAUGAAAUAUUUGGGAGUUUUCAUUGUUGUAAACUAAGACCUUAACGGAUACCAAAAUUCUGAUCUGACUUGAUGAAUAAAAAUGAGGGGAGGACAGUAUGUAGUAAUAUGGAGUACCUCUUCAGACUACUUCCAGAGACUUCCUUUAUUCAAUCUUUCAGUAAGUUUUACCAUGAAAUUUUACAUACAUGAUGGGAAAUGGAAAGAACAUACCAAUUACAUGUCAGGAAAAAAUAAUUUAAUGGUGUUGUUAUAUAGUGUAUUGGCUAAUUCCAAUGGAUCCUGCUCUCUUACUGCUGACAUUAUCUCCAGUAUUUGACUAAAAGAAAACAAAACAAAAUGGUUAAUUUCCAAGUAUAUGCUCAGUUUUAAAGGUAUGCGUUUCCACAUAAAGGAAACCACUGUUCUAGCACUUUUAACAUAGUAAGUUUUACAGGUACAAGGUUUUUGGCACUAUGAACAGAAAAGUUUAACUGUUAUAUUUAAAAUAAUUUGAGACAAAUUUCUGGGGCAGCCUUGCAUAUAACUAGAACCAAGGUCCAGGUUCAAAUAAAUUUGAAAACCAGCCCCUAUUAUGUCAACCACAACUAACGGAACUAACCCAGUGAAGAGAGUUCUUUUAAACUGUGGGUCAUUAUGGAUUCAUUAAUGGGUCAUGAUGAGCUUUCAGAAAAUUGUAAGAAAAGGAAAAGUACGUUGCACUUAGUAAGGGAAGUACGGUUUCAUUUCUGUUGGGGGUUUAUAUAUGUACAUGGGUGCUGAGUCAUACGGUCUGCGGUAUUGCGGGUACGGCAAAGUCUGAAAGCUAUUGCUAAGAGAUUUAGUUCCAGAAGCAGCAGGAAUUUGCUGCAGCAUGAUCAGCACAAUGACAGCAAAGUGAGAAGUUAUUUAUUUAGAACAGUGUAUGGUUAUUGGGGUGGGGGGAGGAGAGAGGCUUUCUCUUCCUGUACUUACUCCCUGCAAGAGCGAGACUAGCCCAGGUGUCAGAUCUUUCAUUUUCUGUUCCUCGAAUAAUCAGUAGUACUGUUCUCUAGCAAUACUAUAGAUAGGUUUUUAUACAUGAAUUAGAAAGAUCUGAAGUCCAAAGUGAACAUUUAAGUAUUCGUUAAGAUUUUUCUCCCUGGUGAGUUUCUUAAAAAUGAACACACAUAAAGGAAUUAGGGAUUAACUGGAAUCUUUUAAUUAUAUAAUUGUAAUGCAACAGCCACACUUAUUAAUAUAGACUAAAUUUUUAUCUGAGUCAAAAUGUGCUAAAAGCAAAUACAUUAGCAUUUAAAUGGACACUAAAGGCCCAGUUCUCUUAGUAAACUACAGAAUUCUCUUAACUAUUCAGCUAGAACUUACCUGCAUAAUACUGUGUGAAAUCCGUAUGAUUCCUGCCACCCAUCUCCCUUUCAGUCCUUUUUCUAUGCUGAUACGUUACAGCUUAAAAAAAAAGAAAAA